AGAGAGGUCAGCGCCGCGCACGCGAUGUUGAUAAGUGACAUGGCUUUGCUCUCCGCUUCUCUGACAGUCUGUUUUCAACGGCUCCACAUUUAAGCCGUUUUUUCUUUUCCUCCUCUUCACUCCUGCGCCAAACCGAAGAGUCUGCGCUAAUGACAUUGUGUGGCUGAACGUUUCGCGGCGAUAUGGAGGGUUUUCCUCCCGAAAGCGAGAGGAUGGAGGCUUGGCUCGACGACAAUGUGGACUUCGCUCACUCCUACUUUGUGCGAAAGGCUAGCCGGGAAAUGGUCAACGCCUGGUUUGCUGAGCGUGUCCACUCUAUCCAGCCCUCCAGAGAGGGGUCCAAAGCACUUCCAGAACCCCUCAGCAGCCUCCCCCCUUCAGGCCCCACUGAGGCACCUUCACCCAGCCCAGCACCAUCCACCCCCACCCGUAAAAUCUCUGCGUCUGAGUUUGAUCGCCCUUUGCGACCCAUUGUGGUGAAAGACGCAGAGGGAUCCCUCACCUUCCUCAGCGACACAGAACGGGUGCAGAUGCCACCUCCGGCCUCCCAGAAGCUCAGCUCAGGAGAAGGUCCGGAUGAGGGUGGAGGUAGAGGGGGGGACCGCUGUGCCCGUCUGUUGGAGCUCGUCCGGGAUGUCUCCAGUCACCUGGACCUGACUGCCCUCUGCCACAGGAUCUUUUUACACACCCAUGAGUUAAUCGCAGCAGACCGCUACUCGUUAUUUCUGGUCUGUGAGGACAGCUCCAACAAAAAGUUCCUAGUGAGCCGGCUUUUUGAUGUUGCUGAGGGAUCCACUCUGGAGGAGGCCUCUAACAGUGGCAUCCGCCUGGAGUGGAACAAAGGUAUAGUCGGUCAUGUCGCGGCUACUGGCCAGCCGCUCAAUAUCAAGAACGCGUAUGAGGAUCCUCGAUUCAAUGCAGAAGUGGACCAGAUCACAGGGUACAAGACACAGAGCAUCCUAUGUAUGCCCAUAAAAAACCACAGAGAUGAGGUUGUUGGUGUUGCGCAAGCAAUUAAUAAAAGGUGUGGAGAGAACAGCACCUUCACAGAACAAGAUGAGAAGGACUUUUCCUCCUACUUGGCUUUCUCUGGAAUUGUUCUACACAAUGCACAACUUUAUGAGACGUCACAGCUUGAAAACAGAAGGAAUCAGGUGCUGUUGGACCUGGCCAGUCUUAUAUUUGAAGAACAGCAGUCAUUGGAAGUCCUGCUGAGGAAGAUCGCGGCCACCAUCUUGUCUUUCAUGCAGGCUCAGGAAUGCACUGUGUUCAUUGCUGAUGGCGAAACAUCAAAUGCUUUCUCCAGCGUGUUUCACAUGGAGUAUGAAGAGCUAGCUGGAUCCAUGGAGUUCCCUAACAGGGACGGUGAUGUGAGCAAGAUUAACUACAUGUACGCCCAAUAUGUGAAGAAUACCAUGGAGCCGCUCAACAUUCCUGAUGUCACCAAGGACCAGCGAUUUCCUUGGACUAGUGAGAAUCCAGACUCCCGAAACUACCAUGUGAAGAGUUUGCUAUGCACACCGAUCAGGAAUGGGAAAAAGGAUAAAGUUAUCGGUGUUUGCCAGUUGGUCAACAAGAUGGAUGAAGCCACAGGUGAGAUAAAGGCCUUUAAUCGGAAUGAUGAGCAGUUUCUGGAGGCUUUUGCCAUCUUUUGUGGACUGGGCAUCCAGAACACUCAGAUGUAUGAGACUGUGGAGAGGGCCAUGGCCAAACAGGAAGUCACACUUGAGGUUCUCUCUUAUCAUGCCUCCGCUGCGGAGGAGGAGACGCGGGCGCUCCAGGCAGCCACUAUUCCCUCCGCUCAGUCUCUGAGACUACAAGAGUUCAGCUUCAGUGACUUUGACCUGUCAGAUGCUGAGACCACCCAGGCAACUAUCCGCAUGUUUGUGGAUCUCAAGCUUGUGCAGAACUUUCAGAUGAAGUACAAGAACCUGUGUCAGUGGAUUUUAAGUGUGAAGAAGAACUACCGGAAGAAUGUGGCCUACCAUAACUGGCGGCAUGCCUUCAACACGUCUCAGUGCAUGUUUGCUAUCCUCAGAUCGGGCGGAUUACAGAAUAACCUAAGUGAUUUGGAGAUUUUAGCCCUGAUGAUUGCAACAUUGAGUCAUGAUUUGGACCACAGAGGUGUCAACAACUCAUUCAUUAAGAGGAGUGACCAUCCUCUGGCCCAGCUCUACUGCCACUCCAUUAUGGAGCAUCACCACUUUGACCAGUGCCUCAUGAUCCUUAACAGUCCAGGCAGUCAAAUACUAAGUGGUCUAUCUCUGGAUGAAUACAAAACUACACUGAAGAUGAUUGAGAAGGCUAUCUUGGCCACUGACCUGGCCGUCUACAUGAAGAGAAGAGCAGAAUUCUUUGAACUAACAAAGAACAGUCAGUUUGUCUGGGAGAGUGACUGCCAUAGAGACCUGCUGAGGUCCAUGCUGAUGACUGCAUGCGAUAUCUCUGCUAUUACGAAGCCCUGGCCUGUACAAAAGAGGAUAGCUGAGCUUGUUGCCACAGAAUUCUUUGAGCAAGGGGACAAAGAAAGGAGAGAACUGAACAUUGAACCUAUCGAUCUGAUGAAUAGAGAGAAGCGUGAUAAGAUUCCCACCAUGCAGGUGUCUUUCAUCGAUGCCAUAUGCACACAGUUAUACGAGACACUGGCCAGUAUGUCAGAUUCCUGCUCCCCCCUGCUGGAGGGCUGUAGAAAGAACAGGCAAAAUUGGAAACUAUUAGCCGAGCAGGGUGAUGAGGCAGGCUUACUGAAUGGAGGACUCUGAACCUACAGCUGACCUACUCAGCAUGUCCCACCAAUCACAAGAUAAAGUCUUCCCUUUUCCCCAAGGUCCUUCCUUCACAACAGAUGCUCAAGGUUUAAGCAACUGGUCAGAUUUUCUGCUAAGUUUCAUGAUGUCUGGGUCUGAACACGGUUUUAUCUUAGGGACACAGUGGAAUCAUAUUGGUUCUGUUUAGGUUUGGUGGCAGCACUGAAGCAAUAUGUUCCACUAUACACAAAUCAAAGUUUGACUAACUAACACAAGCUCGUCACCAAGGUGAGGGCUCACAUACGUUUGGUGAUGCUUGGUGUUAUCGGCCUAAGAAAUCAGUCAUUUCCACCUGUCCAGUCACUGUAAAUAAUCUAUCCAUAAAUAAUCAAUAAAUGAUCUAGGGGAAUGGAUUGGGACUCAUUCAGGAAUUGAUAAACCAGUACAGUGCAGUGACUGCUUACUGAUGGACUGUGUACGUACAAGCGGGGUAGCUAUUACUUGCUUUGACCUUUCCAGGUGAUACAAAUCAGUGCUUGCAGAGGGACCUGAUGAAAGCGAGCAAGUGAAAAAUAAAGACUGGGCUCUUUGAUUUGAGUCACUGCAGACCCUGCAUAGCCUCUAUAUGAGGGCAUUGACACAGAGCUUUAUUUAUUGUUUCAGUCCCAUCUUUGGGUUGUCUGUAGCUCACUCACUGAACUGAAGAAACAGAGGUAGAUGCACAAACAUAAUUUAUUUCUCACUCAGUGCACCAUAGAGCUAAGCUAACAUACGCAACUGCAAAGGAACACAUCCACUCCAGAUAUCCGGAAGAAUGUUUUAUUCAUUUUCUCACCUUGUAUUACUAUUUUCACAUGUCUUUUGUAUAUUUAUUAACUUUAUAUCAAGCCUGUUUUAUGUGGUGGGAAUUUAGUUUCUUAUGUCUACAUGAAAAACUUGCAUAAAACUGUUGAAGGAAAAAAUAUAUUUAAUUAUUCACAA
Messenger RNA from Pygocentrus nattereri (red-bellied piranha), 3728 nucleotides. RefSeq names its product phosphodiesterase 5A, cGMP-specific, b (gene pde5ab). The record is from RefSeq and is a predicted model, not a curated record. Lineage: Eukaryota; Metazoa; Chordata; Actinopteri; Characiformes; Serrasalmidae. Gene Ontology annotation, biological process: signal transduction. Bases 183 to 2762 code for a protein of 859 amino acids. The transcript has 21 exons. Gene Ontology annotation, molecular function: protein binding; 3',5'-cyclic-GMP phosphodiesterase activity.